UGGCCAGCUUGUUUAAAGGGGGGUGGGGAAGAAAAGGCAAGUAAGCAAGUAUGGUGUGUUAAAUGUUUAUCUUUUUACAUGAAUUUUUGGAAGAUCUAAGUGUGAUUUCAAAUUCUUGGAAGAACUAGAAGUUGUUUCUCCGGGGAGAUGUUUUUUGGUGUAAGUUUCCCUCCCCUCCGCCCCAAGGCUUGGAUGGUAGCUGUGGAAAUGAUCGUAUGACUUCGAUGGUACGAAACAGAAACGUGAGCGCAAGAAGACGGUCUCGUUCAGCAGCAUGCCGACGGAGAAGAAGAUCAGCAGUGCGAGCGACUGCAUCAACUCCAUGGUGGAGGGCUCCGAGCUCAAGAAGGUCCGCUCCAACUCCAGAAUCUACCACCGCUAUUUCCUCCUGGACGCCGACAUGCAGAGCCUGAGGUGGGAGCCGUCCAAGAAGGAUUCCGAGAAAGCCAAGAUCGAUAUAAAGUCCAUCAAGGAGGUGAGAACAGGGAAAAACACCGACAUAUUCCGCAGCAAUGGCGUUUCCGACCAGAUCUCUGAAGACUGCGCGUUCUCCGUCAUCCACGGAGAGAAUUACGAGUCCCUUGACUUGGUGGCCAACUCUGCAGAUGUGGCGAACAUCUGGGUGACGGGGCUGCGGUACCUCAUUUCUUACGGGAAACAUACCCUUGAUAUGCUAGAGAGCAGCCAGGACAACAUGAGGACUUCCUGGGUCUCACAAAUGUUUGGGGAGCUCGAUGCAGAUGGCCUGGGCCACAUAACCCUGUGUAGUGCUGUGCAGUGUCUCCGCGACCUCAACCCCGGGCUGAAAACGAGCAAAAUCGAGCUGAAGUUCAAAGAGCUGCACAAAUCAAAGGACAAAGCUGGUACCGAAGUCACCAAGGAAGAAUUUAUUGAGGUUUUUCAUGAGCUUUGUACAAGACCUGAGAUUUAUUUCCUUUUAGUUCAGUUCUCAAGCAAUAAAGAAUUCCUUGAUACCAAGGACCUUAUGAUGUUCCUCGAGGCGGAACAGGGUGUGGCGCACAUCAAUGAGGAAAUAAGCCUUGAAAUUAUUCACAAAUAUGAGCCAUCCAAGGAGGGUCAGGAAAAGGGCUGGCUCUCCAUAGACGGGUUCACUAACUACCUUAUGUCGCCUGACUGCUACAUCUUCGACCCGGAGCAUAAGAAGGUCUGCCAGGACAUGAAGCAGCCUCUGUCUCACUACUUUAUAAACUCCUCUCAUAACACCUACCUGAUAGAGGAUCAGUUCCGGGGCCCCUCUGACAUCACAGGGUACAUCCGCGCUCUGAAGAUGGGCUGCCGGAGCGUCGAGCUGGACGUGUGGGACGGGCCGGACAAUGAGCCCGUGAUUUACACGGGCCACACCAUGACCUCCCAGAUCGUCUUCCGCAGCGUCAUCGACAUCAUUAACAAGUACGCCUUCUUCGCCUCCGAGUACCCUCUCAUCUUGUGUCUGGAGAACCACUGCUCCAUUAAGCAGCAGAAGGUGAUGGUUCAGCACAUGAAGAAAAUUCUCGGGGACAAGCUCUACACCACGUCACCCAACGUCGAGGACUCUUACCUGCCGUCCCCCGAUGUCCUGAAAGGGAAAAUACUCAUCAAAGCCAAGAAGCUGUCCUCGAACUGCUCCGGAGUAGAAGGGGACGUGACCGACGAAGACGAGGGCGCGGAGAUGUCCCAGAGGAUGGGGAAGGAGAGCCCCGAGCAGGCCACCGGCGUGCCCGUGAAGCGCUUCCAGCUGUGCAAGGAGCUGUCGGAGCUGGUGAGCAUCUGCAAGUCCGUGCAGUUCAAGGAGUUCCAGGUGUCCUUCCAGGUGCAGAAGUACUGGGAGGUCUGCUCCUUCAACGAGGUGCUCGCCAACAAGUACGCCAACGAGAACCCCGGGGACUUCGUCAACUACAACAAGCGCUUCCUGGCCAGGGUCUUCCCCAGCCCCAUGAGGAUCGACUCCAGCAACAUGAACCCGCAGGACUUCUGGAAGUGCGGCUGCCAGAUCGUGGCCAUGAACUUCCAGACGCCCGGGCUGAUGAUGGACCUGAACAUCGGCUGGUUCCGGCAGAACGGGAACUGCGGCUACGUCCUGCGGCCGGCCAUCAUGAGGGAGGAGGUGUCCUUCUUCAGCGCCAACACCAAGGACUCCGUGCCGGGGGUCUCGCCGCAGCUCCUGCACAUCAAAAUCAUCAGCGGGCAGAACUUCCCCAAGCCCAAAGGCUCGGGUGCCAAAGGCGACGUGGUGGACCCUUACGUCUACGUGGAGAUCCACGGCAUCCCUGCGGACUGCGCAGAGCAGAGGACGAAAACGGUGCACCAGAACGGGGACGCGCCCAUCUUCGACGAGAGCUUCGAGUUCCAGAUCAAUCUCCCGGAGCUGGCCAUGGUGCGCUUCGUGGUGCUGGACGACGACUACAUCGGGGACGAGUUCAUCGGCCAGUACACCAUCCCCUGCGAGUGUCUGCAGACCGGCUCCCGCCACGUGCCGCUGCAGGCCCUGACCGGCGAGGCGCUGGCCCACGCGUCCCUGUUCGUCCACGUGGCCAUCACUAACCGCCGAGGAGGAGGGAAGCCGCACAAGAGGGGCCUUUCGGUGAGGAAAGGGAAGAAAUCCAGGGAAUAUGCAUCUUUGAGAACCCUGUGGAUUAAAACGGUAGACGAGGUCUUCAAGAAUGCCCAGCCCCCGAUCCGGGACGCCACGGACCUGAGAGAGAACAUGCAGAACGCGGUGGUGUCGUUCAAGGAGCUGUGUGGCCUCUCGUCCGUGGCCAACCUCAUGCAGUGUAUGCUGGCGGUAUCUCCCCGCUUCCUGGGGCCUGACAACACCCCGCUGGUGGUCCUCAACCUCAGCGAGCAGUACCCCACGAUGGAGCUGCAGGGGAUCGUGCCAGAGGUCCUGAAGAAGAUCGUAACCACUUAUGACACGAUGAUCCAGUCCCUCAAGGCGCUGAUCGAGAACGCAGACGCUGUGUAUGAGAAGAUCGUGCACUGCCAGAAAGCGGCCAUGGAGUUCCACGAGCACUUGCACAGCAUCGGUACCAAGGAGGGGCUGAAGGAGCGGAAGCUGCAGAAAGCGGUGGAGAGCUUCACCUGGAACAUCACCAUCCUGAAGGGACAGGCGGACCUUCUGAAAUAUGCUAAGAACGAGACUUUGGAGAACCUGAAGCAAAUCCAUUAUGCUGCUGUUUCCUGUGGACUGAAUAAACCAGGCACCGAAAAUGCCGACGUGCAGAAGCCACGCCGGAGCCUGGAAGUCAUCCCUGAAAAAGCGAGCGAUGAGACCGGGGAGUGAGCGAGCGCUCCGCCAGUCCGCCGUGGAGUUCAUGCGCUAGGGCCAGCCGGAGUCCAAUGAGGCAUUGUCUUUGCACUCGCUAAUGAGAGUAACAUUGGGGAUCUUAAAGCACAACUGGAAUAGCUAAUUAUGGUCUAUUAAAACUGUGAAUGUAUGUAGCAAUCCUGUGUGUCAAGGCAAAUAAACUCUUUAACCAGAAACUA
This is a messenger RNA of Tupaia belangeri chinensis (Chinese tree shrew), 3483 nucleotides long. RefSeq names its product phospholipase C like 2 (gene PLCL2). Gene Ontology annotation, molecular function: phosphatidylinositol-4,5-bisphosphate phospholipase C activity; inositol 1,4,5 trisphosphate binding; GABA receptor binding. The record is from RefSeq and is a predicted model, not a curated record. Bases 275 to 3280 code for a protein of 1001 amino acids. Gene Ontology annotation, biological process: regulation of synaptic transmission, GABAergic; phosphatidylinositol-mediated signaling; gamma-aminobutyric acid signaling pathway. The transcript has 7 exons. NCBI's taxonomy places the organism in Eukaryota, Metazoa, Chordata, Mammalia, Scandentia, Tupaiidae.